CUUUUGAGUAAGGAAUUGUAGCAUGGGCAGGCAAUCUCUUCGAUUGAUUCCCCUCCAGGAAUUACUUGAAUUAAUUAGCCGGCCCACGGAGUGAAAUAUCGAACUUAACCUAUAAAUAACUAGUAUCUCAAAAACCAAAUAAAAGGCUUUCUUUUAAGCUUGUUAAUGGAAUUCCACAGGAGUCAAGCGCUAGCAAAGAAGAAUUGGAAAUCAGUCGCUUCCCUUCUGGACUCAAGUCAGCAGAAGAGUGAACUUCAUAUUAAUAGGUAAAUCCUACAUCAAGCGUAAAGGAAGUACACUUUUUUUGAUUCGGCGCUUAAUAACUCGUACUUGACGUUGGUUUCGGUUCGAUCAACUAUCCUUUUUGAAGCGGAUAGUUCACAGUGCUCAUUCUCAAAAAAAGCGGAAAAGCCAUGAUGUUUCCACUCCAUUUUCAUUACGAAGAUGUAUUACGUCAGGAUCUGUUGCUCAAACUGAAUCACGCCAAUGUUAUGGAAGUUCCUGGAUUGUUUGAAAUAAGAUUAGUACCAAAAGCUGCCUCUGAUUUCAGAAUCCAAUUUGGAAAAUUGGCUAUGGAGAUUUUGUGCGGUCAGAGAUUCAUACAGACACAAAGGGGCCCCUAUUUUCAAGUAGGAAAGUCGUUUCGAUCCAAUCCAUUCUUGGGGUCCGAAAAAGACACUGGAUAUGUCAGUGACUUUGCACGACAAAGCGUUCUCCGAGGGCAUAGAAUGUACCAUUUUUUGGUAAGAAUCUUGACAGUAAUGUCUAUGUUAGAUUCUCCGGUCGAAAUACGGGAAAACUCCAUCAAAUUCUUUAUGGAAACGGAGUUUUGCGAAUUCUCCCCGGAACUGGAAGAUCAUUUCGAGAUCUUCAAGCAUAUUCGAGGGUUCAAUGUGACUAUUGUCACUUCGGCCAAUACAAAAGAUGAGACUUUACUACUGUGGAGCGGCUUUGUGAUAAUGGAACCAACCAGCAAAAAGCAUUAACGCUGCAAAAAUCAAUGCACCAAUUGCAGUACAAUAGAGUUGUAAUUCACUAGUUAUUCCAGAUGCUCGCCAAAGCUUAAAAAAACCUUAGGUUAUUUGGAUUCCUCGGAAACCCCCACCUACAUCACCAUUCAAUAUUUCUUGCCCUACUAUAGGCCAAACUACCUCAGCACUGGGUCCAAUGUGAGUAGGAUCACUUAGCCAUGCUUCAUAAUUGGAAAAACGGGCACCAUGAAAGUACAUGCCACUCAACCAAAGAAAGAUAAUGGAAAGUUGCCCGAAAUGAGCACUAAAGACUUUUCUAGAAAUCUCCUCCAAAUCACCAGUAUGACUAUCGAAAUCGUGAGCAUCGGCAUGUAGGUUCCAGAUCCAAGUGGUAGUAUCAGGGCCCUUAGCUAGUGUUCUUGAGAAAUGGCCGGGUCUGGCCCAUUCCUCAAAAGAUGUUUUUACAGGAUCCCUAUCCACAACAAUUUUUACUUCUGGUUCCGGCGAACGAAUAAUCAUUAAGUCCUCCACAAGAGCAUAUCCAAGUGGAUCAUCAACUGAAAAGGCAAUAAAUGAGAAGUUGAUUCCCGUACAAUUGCAUUUAGUUGGUUUAAAGCGAGUUCACUUGUCCAGCUUCUUCUAUAUCCAAUGCACUCUCAAUUGGACAGAAGGAUCUGCCCACAUAUUGGUUAAUGUAAUGUUGCUGUGGAGUUUUGGUACCUACUACUAUGUCCAAUCAGUUCCAACUCUGAAAGUUCAGGUGAAUUUGGUAACUAUCUGGAUACCUUUAAAGGUCAUAAUUGUCAUGGAAGGAUAUCCAGACGAGUGUCCAGGGUAGCCAAGCAAGAUACCAUGCGCAGUGCCUCAUCGAGGAUUGUUCUAGCCAUCUCCACAGGGGUCCGUCCGGUUCUUCCUCAAAUGGGUUGCCUCAAUCUUUAUCAAAGUUUUGGUAUCUAGCUUAUCCAGCUACAGUAUAGUAUACUCCUUCCUUGCUCGAUAGAGCUCUUUGAAUCCGCUUCAACUAAAUGCGUAAAAUAGAGUAAUUUCUUCAAAAGCCAGUUUCUUUCGAGAAGGCAGGAGGCCCAUAGCGAGUUACAAUAGUGCCAGUUCUUGUAUGGAAGGCCGUAAUUCCGGUAACCUCGACUGCUCUAAGAAUGAUCCGGGCUAGCCGGGCACAUCACAUCAAAGUUAGGUCAUUUGUCAAAAACAUGGCAAAUAGCUCAGUUGGUUUGGUAAGGGAGCUAGUCUCUCACUUAAACCACUCCCAUAUUAGGUAUCCUAUCUCGUCUUAAAGUUCCCCCGCAUUACCCAUAACUUACCACCUGUAUCUCCGGAACUCAAAUCGCAAAAUGACAAUGCUUUCGA
Hordeum vulgare subsp. vulgare (domesticated barley) is the source of this 2336-nucleotide messenger RNA. RefSeq names its product 60S ribosomal protein L5, mitochondrial-like. Gene Ontology annotation, molecular function: structural constituent of ribosome; RNA binding. Gene Ontology annotation, biological process: translation. NCBI's taxonomy places the organism in Eukaryota, Viridiplantae, Streptophyta, Magnoliopsida, Poales, Poaceae. The transcript has a single exon. The coding region runs from base 414 to 986 and encodes 190 amino acids. Gene Ontology annotation, cellular component: cytosolic large ribosomal subunit; ribosome. The record is from RefSeq and is a predicted model, not a curated record.